Hypoxylon fragiforme is the source of this 2565-nucleotide messenger RNA. RefSeq lists its product as uncharacterized. NCBI's taxonomy places the organism in Eukaryota, Fungi, Ascomycota, Sordariomycetes, Xylariales, Hypoxylaceae. The transcript has 4 exons. The record is from RefSeq and is a predicted model, not a curated record. Bases 141 to 2174 code for a protein of 677 amino acids.
UCGAUUUGCUAAUACAUAAGCGUUGGUGAUUUACUUUGUCGGUCGUCUUACACUCAAACUUUCCGGCGCGAAAUUGAUACAGAGCAAUUCGAUCCAGGGGCAUUGAACUAGCUGUUACUGAACCCAAUAGUUGAGUCGUGAUGGUUCUUGGAAGAUAUUUUGGGGUCCUUUCGGCCUUCGCUCUGGCCUCCGCGGUUGGGGUAGAAGUAAAUCUAACCCUGAAGGAAUGGGACUACUAUCCCUCCUGUAAACCGAUAACUCUCACUGAGACAUGUUACGAAACUGUAACGGACCAUGCUACCACAACUGUGUUCGCUACAAUUAGCCAUGGAUACACAGUCACGAAGGAAAAGACUGUCACCAAACCGAUUACGGUUACCAAGACCAAGACCAAGACCAACAAAGAAACUGCUACUAAAACCAAAAACGAGACUAUUACCAACUCGUUUACUAUCACGGACGAAGAGACCACAACUACCACGGCUACUUACACAUCACUGGUUCCUACGACCACAACAGCAACUCUUACGUUCACAACCGAGAUCCCCACCACGGUCAUAUCUGGCACAACUGAGUAUAGCACGUCAGUUUAUACAAGUCUCGAGACAUAUACGACAAGCGUCUUGUCUACACUGACUGAUACUUCCACACUGACGGAUACUAUAACUACAACAGCUGUAUCGGUCUCAGCCUCGCCGACAACGGAUACCGCUACGUCGUUCGUGACUGUCAUUUCUACGACCACUAUUGGCCCUCCACCCUCCACUACAGUUACGCAAACGGUGUCGUCUGUCAUAACCUCCGUGAGCCUUUGCCCGCAGCCCACUCAAUCAAGCAUUGCUGCACAAGCGCCAUACGACCCCGCUUCCAACUUAACUUGGGGGUGUCUCCCCGGGACCGUUUGCUCUCCCCGGAUGCCGGAUGGUUGCAAUGUCUGGCCGGGGCCACCAGAUAACGAAUACCUCUGCGAGAGUCAGGAGUUAUGUAUCCCGGCCCCCGCCUAUUUAUUAGUGGAGUGGCCGGAAAAUGAGACUGGAUACUACCCGCCUUCACAAGGCUACUUCAAUCUUCCGCCGCCGGCCUUCGGUCUAAGCUACGAGAUAUUCGAGGCACCGCAAGAGGAGAAGGUGACGGUGACGGAGCCAGACCGGACUUAUGUAACCUACAUUACCACCGGAAACUAUGAAUCGCAAACAAGCAUCACAGCGUUCCCGUACUCUUCGACGUCGUCGUCGUCAUCAUCGUAUGCCGGAUAUCCGACGGCCAAGGCCAAGAAACACUCCCAUAUAAGCAAGCGCUCUCCCCCAGUAUUAUCAGGUUGCUAUGCAGUAUGCAACACUGCUUAUAUACAGGGUACCAGAGUUGGCAAAAGUGAUUUGCUUUGCCGAGCUAAUUCCGCUUUUCAAAACUAUCUUCAAAGCUGUUAUAACUGUGCUUCUCAAGCGGCAAACUGGGUUGACGCACUCCGGGACUCGGUGACCCCAUCCCUCCAGCAGUACAUCGAUUACUGCCAUGCGCAAGACCCUGGCUCCAUCGUCACGACGCCCGGCUCCGCGCCCGACGUAACCACAACCGCCGGUGGCUCGACAGGCACGGGAGCGCCGGCGGCCUCCUCGACCGGCGUCGCAACGGUCGUGCCGACGUUCUCGACCACGGCAUCUGAGUCCGCUUCCGGGAGCAGCAGCUCCACGGCAGCCCCGGAGAGUUCAAGCUCUUCCCAGGCAUCAGAAACCUCUAGUUCUACGGGGGCUUCGGAGACCUCUAGCUCGGCGGGCACACCAUCGUCUAGCUCGUCGAGGAGUGCAGGAAGCUCGACCGGUGGCGCGUCUACAUCGUCAGGGGAGACGGGGACAUCUACGGGGUCCACUGCGGGAUCUACCACGGAGUCUACAGCGACUUCCGGUGGCGGCAGUAGUGGCAGCAGCGGUACUUCAUCCUCGACACCAGCAUCCGCUACAUCAUCGUCGUCGACAGAACUAUCUAGCAGCAGCAGCAGCAGCACUGCGUCCCCCACGGUGCCAGCCCCAGUGCCCGUCCCUGGCCCCGGCUCGAGCAGCACCGCGACGACAGCGCCGACCACGAUCCCUACAGCUGGCGCACCUGCCAUGCUGUCAAGCAGCGGGUUUGGCGCAGGCUCCAUCUUUGCACUCCUCCCUCUUCUAUUCUUCAUCUGACGCGGUCAGGGGAAGAAAACUAACCAUUUUUUGCGGGUUUGGAUUUGAGCUGGGGGGUUUUUUUUUUCUUUAAUUGGAAGGGGCAAGAUUAGGCACAUAUAUAUCCAUACCUAGUAUGCUGUUACGUAUACUUAAUUCUCAUCUAUCUUCACCUUUUCCCUUCCCUCCCUCCCUCCCCCCCUUUGACCUGGAUUUUAAUGCGGCGGGCAAGCAUGCAUAGUUAGAUAGGCACCUAGUACUUAUGUAUGGAUGAUGAAACGAAACGAAAAUCAUGGAUGAGAGGGAAAACAAAGGCCAGCAGCGCACACAGGCUUUGUUUGUUGCCCCGUGGAGUGUAAUGAAUGAGGUUCGAGUUUUGAUACGAAGCACAUGAUGAGAGGGAGAAUAGAGA